AUGAAUUCACAGUGCGCACAACGAUCACCCCGAGCAGCAGCAAGCGGAACGCAGCCGGAGGAAAAGGCGAAGCUCACAGCUGCAGUUCCACUUCCGCACGCCGCACACAGCUGCAGGGCCCCGCUCCCCGCACCGUCACCCCACACGGCCCCCGCACGCCCGGCCCGCUCUCUCUCCCGCUCCCGUUCCGCCGACCCCGCCGACCCUCAGCGGGAGCGGCCCUCACCGCCGCCGCGGAUCGCUGCAGCCGUUGCCGCGGCAACCGGGCGUCAGCAGCCGCUGCUCCGCUGCUCCUCGCGCACCUUGGAGCGUGCAGCGCCUCGCGCCCCCGGGAGGCGGCUGUCACUGCACGGACACGGCGCCCGGGGAGCCCUGGAGAUCAGCGCGCUUGCUGAUCCUCCCGCGGAUUCUCAGUGUGGGCUGCUGGCGCGCUUUGGCUCUCCGAUUUCAGUGCCAGACCCGCGUCGGGCAGAACGCCGGGAAGGCGCCGGGCACCCACCAGCCCGGGGGGGUUGCAGGGCAGGCAGGGGAGGAGGGAGUACGGCAGACGCCCGCCUCGUCCUCCUACGCCCGCAGCUCUUGUGCCGGGGAACGGGCGGCAUGAGCGGCGGAGCGGCGGCGGGGGCUGCGCUGCUGGCCCUGGCGCUGGCGGCGGCAGGGGAGGGGGCGGCGGUGCUGCGGGACGGCGGUUACGAUGGGUUGCUGGCCGCCGUGCAUCCCCGCGUGCCGGAGGACGGCCGGCUCGUCGCACGCCUCCAGGAGAUGAUCACCGAAGCUUCCUCUUAUCUGUUCAGUGCUACAAAAGGCAGGGUCUAUUUCAGAAGCGUGAAGAUUCUGAUACCUCCGACGUGGAAAGAGAAAGGUUAUGAGAAACCAAAACACGAGACCUAUGAAAAGGCAGAUGUCAUAGUGGCAGCUCCUUAUUGGAGGCAUGGCGAUGACCCAUACACCUUGCAACAUGAAGCUUGUGGAAAAAUGGGAAAAUACAUCCAUUUCACACCUAACUUCUUAGCAAACGAUUAUGUGACAGACAUCUAUGGCUCACGGGGCAGAACCUUUGUACAUGAGUGGGCCCACCUUCGUUGGGGGGUCUUUGAUGAGUAUGACAAUGACAGACCAUUCUAUGUCACUGGACAGAAUCAGGUUAAAGUUACAAGAUGUUCCUCUGAUCUUACUGGAAUCUAUGUCUGUGAAAAAAACUCCUGCACUGAUGGUAGUUGUGUCAUUAAUAAGCUAACAGGACUUUUUAAGGAAGGAUGUGCAUUUAUUCCUGAGAGGAAUCAGACUGCAGUAUCUUCAAUAAUGUAUAUGCAGAGUUUAUCAUCUGUGGCAGAAUUCUGCAAUGAGCAUAAUCAUAACAGAGAAGCACCCAAUUUGCAGAAUCGAAUGUGUGACUACAGAAGCACAUGGGAAGUAAUUAAAAACUCUACAGAUUUUGAAAAUGAUCUUCCAUUGACCAGCAGCAGCCUUAUUAGUCCUCCCUCUUUCUCACUGCUUCAGAAGAGAGACAGAGUCAUCUGUUUAGUUCUUGAUGUUUCCAAGACUAUAGCUGGGGGUAACUGGAUCAUUAGAUUGCAUCAAGCAGCAGAACUGUAUUUACUGCAAAUUGUGGAAGAAAACACUUAUGUUGGUAUUGUCACAUUCAGUGACAAAGGAGAGAUCAAAACUCACGUGCACCAGAUAGUCAGCAACGAAGCACGGAAACAGCUUGCUUCAUAUCUCCCUACAGCUCCAGGGGGGAAGAGGGCAAAUGUUUGCACAGGCCUGAGGCUGGCGUGUGAGGUCAUUAGGAAGAAAGAAGGACAUCUGUAUGGAUCUGAAAUUAUACUGGUGACAGGUGGACAGGACGAUAGUACAGGCAGGUGUUUUUCCGAAGUGAUUAAUGGUGGAUCAGUCAUCCAUACCAUUACUGUUGGGUCCUCAGCUGCUAAGGAAAUCGAACACUUUUCCAAAGAGACAGGAGGAUUUAAGUUUUUUGUCCCAGAAAGGCUGGACUUCAGUGACUUACUGGAUGUUUUCUCUGGAAUUAUGUCCAGAAGUGGAGACACAUUCCAUCAAUCUGUUCAGAUUGAAAGUGCUGCUGAAAGUGUUGCAGGGUACAGGCAACUCAGGAGGACAGUGACUAUUGAUGGCACUGUGGGACGAGAAACCUUCUUUGUAGCCACAUGGCAAGCUGCUGAACCACCAGAAAUCAUCCUGAUUGAUCCGAUUGGAAGAAGCUACACCAUCAAGGACUUUGAAUUAGAUUCAGUAUUCCACUUAGCUCGCCUCCAGAUUCCAGGAACUGCAGAGACAGGAGACUGGGCAUACACAUUGAUAAAUGUUCACCUGGCUCCUCAAGUUCUGACAAUGACAGUAACUUCUCGAGCAGCAAAUUCUACUCUACCCACUGUGUCUGUGAAAACCUAUAUGAGUAAAGAUACAACUUACUAUCCCAGUGCAAUGGUUGUCUAUGUACAGAUUAGCCAAGGCUUUUCCCCUAUUCUUGGGGCAAAUGUGACUGCCAUUUUCAGUUCAGAGAAUGGAGAUAUGGUUUCCUUGGAACUUCUGGACAAUGGAGCAGGUUCUGACAUUAUUAAGAAUGAUGGCAUCUAUUCCAAGUACUUGUUUUCUUUCUCUGGGAAUGGAAGAUACAGCCUAAAAGUUCAUGUCCAAGCUAACAGGACUACCGUGCCACAGACUGCAAUGCCAUGGAGUCAUGCCAUGUAUAUACCAGGUUAUGUAGAAAAUGGUAAACUCAAGAUGAACCCAUCAAGACCCCCAGCUAUUAAAAAUAAUAUUCAGGUCAGAAGAGGAGGUUUUUCUAGAACAGCUGUGGGAGACUCUUUCACAGUAUCUGCAGUUCCAAUAGCACCUUAUGUUGAUGUUUUUCCACCAUGUAAAAUUAUUGACCUUGAUGCCAGAAUGGAAGAUGAUAAAGUCAUUCUAUCAUGGACUGCACCAGGAGAUGAUUUUGACGAAGGCCAAGCCACAAGUUAUGAAAUCAGAACAAGUGAGACUCCUCUGGAAUUAAGAGACAGCUUCUAUAACACUACAUUUGUGAAUACUUCCACUCUAUCACCUCAGCGUGCUGGCUGCACAGAAAUAUUUGUGUUUAAACCAGAAGCUUUUACAGCAGGGAACAUAACCGUAAUCUAUGUUGCAAUACGUGCUGUGGAUGAAGUUUUUCUUCGCUCUGAGCUAUCUAAUAUUGCACAAGCAGUAAUGUUUAUUCCUCCAAUGGCAUACACCCCUUCUAAUUUGAAGUUUGGUGUUUCAACAAUAUUGUUACUAUUCUUUGUAUUAUUAACAGCAGUGUGUCUAACAGUAAGUACAAGCCUUUGUUUAGUAAAGAAAAAGAAGAAAAAGAAUCUUUCAGAAAAUACAGCUAAGCUGCUUCAACAUAAAGUGUAAGCUUGUCAGAGCUCUGGGUACUUUAAAACAUUUUACUGCUUAGACUUGUAAAAGUAAAUAUCCUACAAUAAACAGAGUGAACAAUCAGAUUCC
This is a messenger RNA of Lagopus leucura (white-tailed ptarmigan), 3486 nucleotides long. Its product is annotated as calcium-activated chloride channel regulator 2-like. The record is from RefSeq and is a predicted model, not a curated record. Lineage: Eukaryota; Metazoa; Chordata; Aves; Galliformes; Phasianidae. Gene Ontology annotation, biological process: chloride transport. Gene Ontology annotation, molecular function: intracellularly calcium-gated chloride channel activity.